Planococcus citri (citrus mealybug) is the source of this 2925-nucleotide messenger RNA. RefSeq names its product transient receptor potential cation channel protein painless-like. The coding region runs from base 1 to 2925 and encodes 974 amino acids. The transcript has a single exon. Gene Ontology annotation, cellular component: membrane. Gene Ontology annotation, biological process: transmembrane transport; monoatomic ion transport. The record is from RefSeq and is a predicted model, not a curated record. Gene Ontology annotation, molecular function: monoatomic ion channel activity; protein binding. NCBI's taxonomy places the organism in Eukaryota, Metazoa, Arthropoda, Insecta, Hemiptera, Pseudococcidae.
AUGAUCAGCGACGAUUUAUCAAAACCCAACACCAAUCAACAAAAACUACUGUCUUCGUUCAAGAAUCGAAAAUACGACGAGUUCAACAACCUGAUAAAAUGCCCAGACAUAGACGUCGACCAUUUCUACGCAGAUCCAGAUAACGGUACGUUAUUAGAUUUAGCUUGUCGAUCUCACGGCAACCAGGCAUACAUUUACACUCUUAUACUAAACGGAGCUUCAAUAUGGCUGCAAAAUCAACUCACUGGUAAGCUCGCAUUGAACGAAGCUCUCGCCAAUUCAGAUCCCAGUACAAUACAGCAAUUCAUUAUGGCUUUACGGCAACGCAUCUUCAUCGCGGGUGAUAAAUUCGCUAAUACACUUAUGCACACUGCAAUCGAAAAAAACAACGUCGAAAUAACUCGCUUCAUAGUUCGCUGCCUUCCUCGAACCACUAAAUACCCGUAUAAUCCAAAAGCUCCGCAUUUCAUACUGCUUCAAGGGAGCAUCGAAGCUGCCAGAGUGUUCAUCGAGCACUUCGACGUCGAUAUGGAAUUUCAAAAAGAUACUCAAGGACGUGUUCGUAGCUGCCGAGAAAUAAUAUUGCAAAAAUAUCCCCAGCUAGGAGCAGAGCUUCCUACACGAUCAACGCGACAACUCCAAGAUAUUUUAUUCUCAUAUUUACGUUUCGGUUUGACCGAAUUGUUCGUGAAUAGAGUCGCCGAAAUUGAUAAGAAAACUCUGGACGAGGGUCUCACCGAUGGCGACAAGACCUACCUACAUUUAGCCUGCGAAUACAAUUACAUCGACGUAGUGAACGCGCUGUUGAAAAAAAAUAUUCGUUUGAAUAAACGUGCUGGAAGUCUAAAUGACUUUUCAACAUCCCUAACACCAAUAAUGGUAGCUGCUUACAAGGGUCAUUCUCAAAUAGUCCAGAGGUUAUUGAGUUUACCAGUAGUUGAACUGCAAAUCGAAGGAACGGGAUCGGUUUUGCAUUCGACGAUUCGCGGUAUGAACGAUAGAGCCGUCACUUCAGAUAGUCAUCGUUUGAUUUUAAAAUCACUCUUAGAUCGCAGGUUUCCUGAACCUCAUAGACUAAAUAUAGAUCUGACAGACAAAAUGAAUAUGACAGCUCUACAUUACGCGAUCGCUUUCAACAACGAAAUCGCCAUCAGUUCAUUGGUUCACGCUGGAGCCAAUUUAUACCUCAGAAAUCCCGAAGGUAAGCUUCCUUUGACUUCUAUUCCGCCAAUAAUCCUCGAACGAUAUUUUGACAAUUGUAUUCACGCUAAGAAAUAUUGGAUUUCUUCCACGAAAUCCGAAGAAACCAUAAGGUUUGACUACAAAGUAUUCAGACAACUAGACCAGAGCUCAAAUCCAACCGGCCAUGAGAUGAAAUUCUUCGCUAUAAUCAAACGAGAACCCGAAUUGAGAAAAUUAUUCAAACACCCUUUGACGAAAAGCUUCCUCUAUAUAAAAUGGUGUUUCGUUAAAAAAUAUUACUGCUUCGCUUUAACAUUCUAUUUGUUGUUUUGUUUGGUCCUGAGCGCGUAUAUUUUCCAAAUUCAAGACUGUUCAUCAUCGAGGACCAUAUCCAACAGCUCUACCAGCUACCAAUGUAAACUAUCCUGGGUUUCUGCAUCUGUAACAUUAUUCUUUUACCUCAUACUCGUUUUAAACGAACUAUGCACAUUUUUCCUUUCAAUCUUGUCGUACAGUUGGAUAAAGAACUGGUUGAAAAUCAUCAUAAUCUCUGUCGUAGAUGUUUUUCUCAUCAGUGAAUACAACGCGCAUCUCGCAGCAACCGCCAUCUUGACAUCUUGGAUCGAAUUCGUAUUUUUACUCGGUAAACUCCCAUCACUCUCCAUUUACAUCGAGAUGUUCAAAACAGUGACGCUGAAUUUCGCCAAAUUCUUCAUUCUGUACUCGAUUCUGAUCGCAUCGUUCGCCUACAGCUUUUUCAUUUUAUUCAACGAUAAAGCCAACGAAACCAGAUCGAACACUGAUAAAAAUAAUUCAAUCAAUUCGUGGCAAAAUCCGCCUGUAUCGUUGAUCAAGUCCAUCAUCAUGAUGACUGGCGAAUUCGAUGCUUCGAAUUUACCACUCGGUUCGAAUCUCAACUACGGCUACUUGUUCUUUAUUUUUUUUGUCUUCUUGGUGACUAUUGUACUUCAUAAUCUGCUCCACGGUUUGGCCGUCAGUGAUACGCGAGCUAUCAUGGAGAACGUCGAAGUGGUUGCUCUGAUAACAGGAGCCAAACAAAUAUCGCAGUUCGAACGCAUGGCCCACGGCAAUCCAUUCAAAUAUGUUCGGUCUCGUUGGCCGAGCUUUUUCAACCACGAAUCAAUCAGAAAACUCGAACGUGGAUUUCUAUUUUUUCGCGAUAAUAUAUACAGAUAUCAGAUCAUCAUGUCCUUUAGAAUGGGUACAAAAAUGACAGUUUUUGUGCGACCAAGCGAGCAGAAUAAGAUGACUGCUCAGUUUUUUUCCAAAGAGCAUAUUGGCAUAAUGCCAUCGUGUAUUGUUAAACAAGCCGAACAAAUCAUAGAGAAACGGAAUCAAUCCGAAUCUACCAAAAAUACAGACCAGCAUAUUGUGGUAAAAACAGAUCCAUCUAACAUCAAAUCUGUCGAAGAAUUGGUUACUCAGUUUGGCGAGCUGUGUGAAUUGACACGUAAGCUCGAUACGAAAAUUAGUGAAAUCGAUGCAAAAAUUGCUGAAAUUGAUGUAAAAAUUGUUAAACGAGAUGAAAAAUUUUUGCAAGAAUUAACACAUAAACUCGAUACGAAAAAUGCUGAGAUCGAUGCGAAAAUUGCUGAAAUUGAUGCGAAAAUUGUUAAACGAGAUGAAAAAUUGUCGCGAGAUGUGGAACAAAUAAGGAAACUACUCGAAUCAGUUGUACAGACAUCUAUCCUUAACGGCCUUGACGAAUCUCGAAUAGAAUGA